Molecule: messenger RNA, 291 nt
Organism: Triticum turgidum subsp. durum (durum wheat)
Lineage: Eukaryota; Viridiplantae; Streptophyta; Magnoliopsida; Poales; Poaceae
Source: the annotation of a GenBank genome assembly
AUGGCGCGUCCUUCCUCCCUCGCUCUCGCGGUGGCGGUGCUGGCAAUCAUCUGCUGUUUCACGCCACGCUCAGCGACGGCAAUCCGAGUUGUUCCCGACGGACUCCAUGGGCUACUAAAUUCCCCUCCGUCGCCGCGUCCCAAUUAUUCGCCGCAUGCGCAUGGGGAACCCUACACGGGACGGCCGUGCAGGCAAAUUUAUGGCUGCAGAACGGUUCCUGAACCACCUCCACAGGCGACAUCCCCGCCGACUCCACGCCGCAAGACCAUGCAAGUUGUGGCCAACACAUGA